This is a messenger RNA of Zasmidium cellare ATCC 36951, 2418 nucleotides long. RefSeq lists its product as uncharacterized. Lineage: Eukaryota; Fungi; Ascomycota; Dothideomycetes; Mycosphaerellales; Mycosphaerellaceae. The record is from RefSeq and is a predicted model, not a curated record. Gene Ontology annotation, molecular function: FMN binding; 4 iron, 4 sulfur cluster binding; catalytic activity. The transcript has a single exon. The coding region runs from base 1 to 2418 and encodes 805 amino acids. Gene Ontology annotation, biological process: wybutosine biosynthetic process.
AUGGAUACCUCAAGACUGCUGGAGUUGCCGGACGAGCUGCUUCUCAUAUGGCACGCUCACCGCACCGAGAUCCUCCUCUCCACCGGGGUACUGCUGGCCAUAGUGCGCUUGCUGGUGCAUUGGAGGGGUCGGAAGGCUAAGAUCGCAUUGACUCCUCCUAUUGGAACUCCCACCGAUGAGAAGCCGCGGUUUGAGACUGAGAUCACGCCUGAGAAGGCCGUAGUCCAAGAUGUCUCAAUCGGAGAGAGUCCACUGCAGAAGAGAAGAACCCCACGAAGAGUCAAGGGCACCAGGAACCUGAGAAAGAGCGAAGCCGAAAUGCCUGUCGUAGAACGGAUACAGCCAUAUGUCUUCUACUUCUCAUUAGGUGGCUCAACGAGGGCACAAGCUGAGAAACUUACGGCCUCGUCUGUUGACGAGAACGAAGCGAUGCUCCCACCCCACCUACUCGACUUGACCGAGAUCGACUAUGAGGACUACUUUAUUUCGCCUCCGAAACAGCCCGCGUCAGGCACCGCCAGCUUCUACUCAAUCCUCAUACCAUCCUACAACAUUGACACUGAGCUGUCGAACUUCCUCUCCCAUCUGGAAGAGACUCAUCAUGACUUUAGGAUCGAUACGGCACCCUUGUCAGGCCUGGCUGGCUACAGCGUUUUUGGGUUUGGAGAUCAGCAAGAAUGGCCGACAGAACAAGAGGGAUACUGUACACAAGCAAUCGAAGUCGACAGGUGGAUGGCAAGAUUGACUGGCCGCAAGAGAGCCUUCCCGCUCGGCAUGGGUGAUGUGAAAGGAGAUGAAUUGGAGCACAGACUGGAGGACUGGAGAAGAGGCGUACACAACAUAAUGGUUGACGUUAGCCAAGGCAAAGGACUUGGGGAUGGGAUCUCUGGAAGCGGCGACGCCGUGGAAAGUGACGAUGAGGAUGAUGUGGAUUACGAUGAUGGCGAGACUGUGAUAUCAAAGCCUCGGAAAGGCACAACAGGCGAUCUCGAGGAUCUCAAGGCACCCAUUCCGGUGGAUUUUACGACCACUUCCAAAACAACCUCUACGCCCAAGGAAAUGGUACCGAAGACAUCGCCAACCUACACAAAUCUCACCAAGCAGGGCUAUACCAUCGUCGGCUCCCACUCAGGUGUCAAGAUCUGCCGCUGGACCAAAUCAGCCUUACGCGGCAGAGGGUCCUGCUACAAAUUCUCCUUCUACGGCAUCGCUUCGCAUCUAUGCAUGGAAGCAACGCCGUCUUUGAGCUGCAGCAACAAGUGCGUCUUCUGCUGGCGGCACGGCACAAAUCCGGUCGGCACCACCUGGCGAUGGACAGUCGAUCCACCCGACAUGAUCUUCCAAGGCAUGAAACAGGGCCAUUACCAGAAAAUCAAGAUUCUUCGUGGUGUACCUGGUGUCAGGAGCGAGCGAUUCAGCGAGGCGAUGAGGAUUCGACAUUGCGCUCUGAGCUUGGUCGGCGAGCCCAUCUUCUACCCUCACAUCAACGAGCUGCUCGCAAUGCUGCAUCGAGAGCACAUCUCAAGCUUCUUGGUUUGCAACGCGCAGCAUCCCGACCAGCUUGCAGCGCUUGGCCCUGUCACUCAACUCUACGUCUCUAUCGAUGCCUCGAAUAAAGACUCUCUUCGUCGCAUCGAUCGUCCUCUACAUCGCGAUUUCUGGGAACGCUUCAUCAGAUGUAUGAACAUUCUGCGCGAAAAGCGCUUCACACACCGGACAGUCUUCCGCCUCACUCUGGUCAAGGGCUUUAACAUUGAGGAGGAGGCUGCCGGCUACGCUGACCUUGUCGAACGAGCCCUGCCAGCUUUCGUCGAGGUCAAAGGCGUGACAUACUGCGGUACGUCCACCGCGGCUGGUGCAGGGCUCUCGAUGCAGAACGUGCCCUUCUACGAGGAAGUCAAGGCGUUCGUACUCGCUCUCGAAGCUGAGCUGAACCGCCGCGGUCUCGACUAUGGCAUUGGCGCUGAGCAUGCACAUUCCUGCUGCAUCCUCCUCGCCGACCGAAACCGCUUCUACGUGAAAGGUGAAGACGGCAUCAGCAGAUGGCACACCAUCAUCGACUACCAAAAGUUCUUCCAAUGUGUCGAAUACGGCAAGCCGUUCAGCCCAGAAGACUACGUCGGCCGACCCACCCCUGAAUGGGCCCUGUGGGGAAAUGGAGGCUUCGAUCCGCGCGAUGAGAGGGUAGACCGCAAGGGAAAGCCGAAGAACGAUGCUCCACCGAAGCCCAAGAUCGUCCCAGCAGUAACAGACAUCGAUGAGAUCACGCCUGUGGAAGCGGCGGCUGAGGUGGUCAAGGAGACACCCAAGGAGCCUGUCGGCACAGAUCAACUUCUUGGCCGGCAGUAUCAACGGACGUUGCAGAUGCGGAAGCAGCUUAUCGAGCGAAAUAGAACGUCGAGAGUUGUGGAGAUAUGA